AACAUGCAUGCAACAUACGGAGGCAACCACUGCGGUAACAGCAGCAGCAACAUUUGCAAUCAGCAAAUCAACAACUUCAAUAACAUCAACAGCAAUAACAACAACAACAACAACAUGCAUUCAAGCGGUUUCCUCGGCGCCGGCUGCAGCAGCAGCAACGACAGUGGCGGCGGCAGUGUUAGUGGCAGCAACAGCAGCGAUUACAUGGCCAAUGCGACUGCUGCAUAUGCGACACAAGCGACAGCAGCAACAAUGACAACCACAACAACAACCACAAUGCCACACAAUGUGAGUACAACAACGAUGCUGUCUAAUUACUGCGACGCUGCCACAAUGAUGAUGGCUGCUGCCGCUGUCAAUGCAAAUCAAUGCCUGCAGCAACACCACCAGCGACUGCUGCUGGCCAGUAGCAAUACUAGCAGCAACCAAAAUCACAACAGCAAUGAGCAAGUGGCUAUGGCCACUGCCACAGCAGCGGUCAUGGCCUCUUCCUCAUGCUCAACGGGUUCACUGUCAUCGGCAUCGUCGACACCGACAACCAUUGCUGUCGCGGCAUCGCAGCAGCUGCCACAGCAGCAGCAACAAGCAUUGCAGCAACAGUCGCUGCCAUCGCCGCCAAAUUUAAUCGAUAUCAGCGAAGUUCCUCUCAUUGUGGAUGUCAAGUAGUGUAAUUAUUUAUGCAUAUUACAAAAAAAAACACACACACAAAACAAUACAAAAAAAGAAAAAAAAUAUCUAAUGAAAAAUGUAAAAACAACAAAAAAAAAUGAAUCAAGUAGCUUAAUUGUUUUUAAAUCUCCUUUAGUCGUUGUAUCCUGUACAUAAACAAAAGAUUUCAACUUUCUCCAAGGCCCCCAACAAAACAACCAACAACCAAAGGAGUUUCGCGUCUUGCUCAAGAUCGCCAAGCUGCCAAAUGGUUGCAGUUGAUCAAUUCUGGCCAAAAAUGUAGCGUCUAACGCUUAAAGUCGUUGCCAGUUGCCAUUUGCCAAUUGAAUGGGUGGCAUCUCUUUCUAUAUAAAUGUAUCUGUAUCGUUAAACUGUAGUCUGUAAUAUGUAAUCUGUAUCUGUAUAAUAUUUAAAGGCACUGAGUUCUACUUAAUUUUUAACGGAAAGCGAAAACAAGCAAAAUAUCUUAAAUGUUCCCCUGGAAAACAGACGAAUGCAAAAAAAAGACAAUGUAAAUGUAUGUUAGAAAAAACUAUUUAUGAAUUUCUUAUAACAUAUACAUACAUUUACCUAAUCAAAUUAUACAUAGAUACUUACUAACUAUGUAUAUACUAUAUAUAUAGAGUACUUUACUUUACUCUUCCCCCAGUGGUUUGCAGAAUUAUACCAAAUAUAUAUUUUUACUUUAUGUGUGGCAAUCAUUUUUUGUGUGCUUUAGCAAUUUUAUUUUACUUUAAGUAAAAUUUAAAUUUAAUAUUCAAUUUAAAUGAAAUUAAGAAUAUGAAAUUCUCAACUGCUCCAAUCGAAGGCAUAUCUCAAAGAUGUGUCAAAUUUGAAACAAUUUUAAAACAGCAUGCAAAAUUUAGCAAAUUUUUUAUUAUUUUAUUAACAUAUAAAAAAAAUGGGCAAAAACACCAGAUCAGUGCAAGUUUUCAGUUUAUUAAACGAUCUUUUAGACUAAGCAUUAUUUUAUUUAUAUG
Messenger RNA from Drosophila nasuta, 1649 nucleotides. Its product is annotated as RGS domain-containing serine/threonine-protein kinase A-like. The record is from RefSeq and is a predicted model, not a curated record. The transcript has a single exon. NCBI's taxonomy places the organism in Eukaryota, Metazoa, Arthropoda, Insecta, Diptera, Drosophilidae. The coding region runs from base 4 to 666 and encodes 220 amino acids.